Molecule: messenger RNA, 4025 nt
Organism: Culicoides brevitarsis
Lineage: Eukaryota; Metazoa; Arthropoda; Insecta; Diptera; Ceratopogonidae
Product: ataxin-2 homolog
Exons: 6
Coding region: 587-3487 (966 amino acids)
Biological process (GO): cytoplasmic stress granule assembly
Cellular component (GO): cytoplasmic stress granule
Molecular function (GO): mRNA binding
Source: RefSeq, a predicted model, not a curated record
UCACCAUUUAAAAAUUCCUCGAUUUUGCGAUUUUUCCGUAAUAAAGUAACUAUAAAUUCAAGUGAAACUAGAACGAUCUUGGAAAUUAACGUGCAAGCAGCCAACGUAAAGUGUUAAUUACUCAAAAUUAUCCUUGUUUCGUGCCGAAAAUUCGUGUGCGAAAUCUCAGUCAAGCCAACCAACAAGGCAUCAUCAUCAUCACUCGCUCGCGAAAUAAAAAUACAGCAAAAGUUCCGAUCCGCAGGCACUUUGAAGCCACGAAAAACCUGCUAAACAAAUGCAAAUCCGCUAGAAGUCCGCCGAAAAAAGCUGCAAUAUCCGAAAAAAAUCGCGGAUAUUGAGAAAAAAAAUAAAAAUAAGAGAAUUGUAGAUUUUUUGUAUGCCCGCAGUCCCACCAAGUUGCGCGACUCGUGGUUGAUUAUUUAACUCUUUGUUAUUUUUUUCCGACAAUUGGCAGAAAAAAAAUAAUUUGUUGUGAUACGACGACGACGACGACGCGACAGAAUUAAAGUUAAAAGCGAAAAAAAGUCGCGGCAAAGACAAUAAAAAAAAAUACUUCUAAAAAAAAAAUAAAAAUUCAUCAGACAUGAAGCAAAAUAACACGAGAAAAGCUCAGAAUCAGCGGACAGGCAAUGCCAGGCCAAAGGGAAAAGUCGUGCCCACAGAAGGUGUCUACAAUAAUCAUCCGUAUAUGCAUGCAGCGACCUCACAAGUUGGAAAUAUUGUGUAUGUCCGAACGCAAUCGGGAGCCAUUUAUGAGGGUAUUUUUCGUACAUUUUCACCAAACUUUAGUGUCGUGUUAGAAGUCGCCCACAAAGUUGACACAAGUAACGGAGACGAGCCUCAAAUUGCCCUAGAAACCGUAUGCAAUACAUUUGUGUUCAAGCCAGACGAUAUUGUCAGUAUUCAUGCGAAGAAUGUUGAUUUGGAUUAUGCAACGCGAGAUACAUUUGCCACGGACACCGCAAUUUCAAAGCUGAACGGAAACUCGCGCUCCGAAGACCGUGAACUCGAGCCGUGGGACCCAUCGGGCAGCGAUUGUCUCACGAACGGCGACUACGAUCUCAGUUUGCAGCUGGAAGACGAUUCACAUGGCUGGGAUGCGAAUGAAAUGUUCCAGAAAAAUGAGAGUAUCUAUGGUGUUCAGUCAACGUUUGAUCCGCAAUUAGCCGGCUACACGGUGGGCAUCAAGAAAAAUACAGAAGAUUACAGGGAAAUUGAACUUGCGGCAGCAAAGAUUGCCAGUGAGAUUGAGAACAAUCCAGUGUAUCUUGAACGAGUCGAUUUGGAGAAUAACGACGAACUAGAUGACGAAGAGGCAAAGUUUUCAGCGGUAAUACGAGACAACAAUUCAUCAUCGCCACUGCCCCAAAGACAGACAAACAGCAAGGAAUCCGCGUCGUCGCGCCAAAGCGAACAACGAUCCGACUCGACGUCGUCCUCCGCACAAGUAACGAGCAGCAACAACACCAGAGAAACGCACAACAAUAACAAUAACCGCGAAUCGCGUGGCAGCGAAACACCCCGCGACAGUAAUAAUCGCGCGGAAAAUCACGUAGACAAAGCCCAAUCGCCGCCGACAGUGCAACACCCGGCAAUUCCCCAAGUUUCUGCUCAACCCGAACGCAUAUCGAAUCAGGGCUCGCAAGAGCGAAGUCACCAUCCGCAUCAUCAUCAGCAUCAUCCGCAGCAGCAGCAGCAUCACAGCGGAAAUAACGCCAACAACAUGCCGAACCCGUCGAUGCAUUUGCAGCAACAAAACAUGAACAACACCAAUAAUGUGCCCUCGGCCUCGAAAUAUGUGCCGCAUGCCAAAACCGGUAAAAUGGGUAAAGGCAAUCGCACGAUGCGCGGUACGCCGCCUCCCAAUAACAACUCCGCAAGUGGUCCGCCGACGCCUCAGAGCCCGCACACGCCCCAAGUGCCGCAGCAUCAGCAACAACAGGGCGGCAAACAGAACAACUACAUGUUACAGCAGCAACAACAACCCCAAAAUAUGGGACCAGCGCCGCAAUAUCUCGCCCACGGGACGCCUCUCUACACGCAGCACGUUCACAAUCAAGCGACUGCCGGCAAACUCAACGGGCAAGACCAAAAUAACGCGAAUCAAAACAAUAAAAUGGGUCAGCGAUCGUACCGAUACCCGCAAAAUACGAAUGUUAAUGCGCCGCCGCCGCAAAAUGUCGGUCCCCAGAUGAAAAAUAUUCAACCGCAGCAACUGCAAAUGGGCAAACCGAUUCAUCAUGUGCAGUUAGCGCCAUCUCUCGGUCAUAUGCCGCCGCCAGAUGGUCAAACAGCGACACAUAUCGUGGUUCCGCAUCAAAUUGUCGUUCAACCGCAGGCGAUUCUGCAAGCGCCCGCCGGUAUUCCCAACCAAAGUCCGAUGCCGCAACGCCAGCAACGCUCGCGCGACGAAACCACAGAAAAUUUGCGUAAAUUUCACAAUAAUUUCAAGAUGGAUACGUCGUCGCAGCAUCCGCAAGAUGCCCGAAAUCAACAAUCGCAGCAGCAACAACAGCAGCAAAAUGACAAUACGACCCAGCAACAGCAGCAGCAGCAGCAAAUUCAACAUCAGCAAUCGCAACAAGGCAAACCGCAGCGGGAACAGCGUCAUCAACAGCAGCAAAAUCAACAGAAUCAACAACAACAGCCGAUUGUUAAUGACGCCGCUGCGCAUCAAAUGCAAAUGCAGCCGCCGCAGCAACAGCAACAAACGCCAAAUGCGCCAUCUCAACAUCCGCAAGGCCCGCCGCCGAAAGAUGCGGGCGACAAUGGCGCCUCAAGUACUCCGGGAACCAAGAAAUUCGUACUUAAUCCAGCUGCGAAGCCAUUUACGCCACGUACGCCGGCAACACCAAGUGCUACGAGACCGCAAAAUUCGCGACCUCAUACCCCCCAAACGCCAAGUUCGACGAUGCAAACACAAGUUAUGGCGUAUGCGCCUCCCCACACGCCCGGACCAAUUGUCGCUGCGUCGCCAAAUCAACCGCAAAUGAUGACAAUUCCGACGUACGUGGUUCAGCAGCCGUUCCAGGCGCCGCCCCGACAACCAAAGCGCCCUCUAGGAGUUCAACCAUCAGCGUCGGUGCAAGUUGCCGCAGCUACGGGUCAACCGUUGUUAGCUCCAGGUCCAGGGCCUUUUGUGUAUCCACAACCACCGUUCCCGCAAGCGUACACGUUCCGCAUGCCAUUCGAUGCGGCGUCGGGACAACAAAUUCAGUAUAUUACUGCGACACCGCCAUCGACUACGCCGUCGCCGGGACAGGCGCAGCAAUUCCAUCCGGGACCACAGCCAUCGCCCGCAAGUCAAGCAGCUACGGCUUACAUGCCAAUUCAGCAACAAGGACCGCAUGUAUCAUUUCCCGUGCUAACGACAAACGGACCCCAAAUCAUACACAGUCAAUAUUUCCAACCGACUGCUGGUCCCCAUGGACAACCCCAGCCCUAUAUCCUAAUGCAACAACCGCAGCAUCCGAGCACCCAGUAGCAUACAACCAACGCGAGCGCUAGCACAAAUGUUACGGCUCGUCCUCCGCCCAUCAUAGUGCACACGGCGACCCCCACGGGCGUCAGUACGACGACAAAUUCCCAUCAGCAAUCGCAAGCGUCGCAUCAGCAGCAACAACAGCAACAGUCCCAACAACAGGCCCAGCAAACACAACAAAAUCAAUAUCAUCACCAUCAUCAUCCGACUCUGACGCAGCAAAACCACACAAAUGCCCUGAAAUUGCAACAGCAGCAGCAGCAGCAACAACAACAACAGACAUACUCUCAUCACCAUCCCCAACUAGGUAACAAUAAUUAUCAUAAUAAUAGUAAUAGUAACAACAACACAUCAAGACCACAGCGGAGAAAAUAAGGUUUGUACAUAUGAAGCGCGUGCUAGAAGUUAAAAAUAAAUCAUAGAGGUAUUAAUUAAAACAGAAAAAAAACAUUAAAAGUAAGAAACAUCCCAAAAUUAUUAUUAUUGUCUUGUAAAUAUACUGAAAAAAUUCUAAUAAAAUAUCCGAAAAGUUUCUACUCUU